Messenger RNA from Acaulospora colombiana, 1701 nucleotides. The record is from the annotation of a GenBank genome assembly. Lineage: Eukaryota; Fungi; Glomeromycota; Glomeromycetes; Diversisporales; Acaulosporaceae.
AUGUCUUUUAAUAGAAGCGUUGGGGAAAAAUCUAAGCUCAUGAUUAAAAACUUUAAAGAUAUAUUUCGAAAGAAAUCUUUUCCCGGGCAUCGGGCGGUUAAUGAGAAUGUGAAUGUCAACGAACAACAUAAUGAUUCGGGAAAGGGUGUUGAAUCAGAUUUUGAACCCGUGAUGGAAGAUGAGAGGCUUGAAUCAAUGAAAAACAAAGGUGUGAGUGAGUCCUUAAUGGCCGCUCUAAACAAAAACACAGAGAGCAUUCAUCAACAGUCCCAAAGAUUUUCUUCCUUGGAAGUGAAGAUCGAAUCAAUAAGAUCCAGUCACAAAAGCGAGGCCAGCUUCGACAAGAACGUUUUUAAUAAACCUGUGAUCAAUAGAUUCGAUGCUUUGGAACAACAUAUGAAUGAAAGGUUUGAUUAUUUGGAAAAAAUGAUUUCCGAAAUUUCAAAGCAAUUAAAUGCCACCACGGUCGAUUCUAAUUUUUCUACCACCACUUCGGAUCAUGGUGAAUCACCGAACAAUUACAUCUGUCAAGGAUGCCGUCACCCAAAGAUUGACGAGGAAUGGUGUUCCACCUGCGAAUCGCAAUAUUUUGUUAGUCACUAUCCUGACUGGACCAGUGGUAGCACCAAAGUUGACAACUUUAUUAAGGCCACCCAACGUGAUGCCUCCAGUAAAUUUGACUUCCUAGAGUGGAUACCUUAUGAAAGUCUUAAGGAUGUUGAACAUAUAGGUGAUGGUGGUUUCGGGACGAUCUAUUCAGCAACGUGGAUCAAUGGACCAAGAUCAAAAUGGUCGCACGAAACUGGCAGAUGGGAAAGAUAUCCGAAUGUCAAAGUAGCAUUAAAGAGGAUUAAACUAGAUGACUUCCAGUAUAACACUAUACUUUUUGAUGAGUUACAAUACUAUCUGGCUGCAAAAAAGAAUGUUCUUGGCCGUAUUUGUACACUUCGUGUCUACGGGAUGACAAGCGAUCCUAAUUAUCCCGAAAAAUAUAUGAUGGUGAUGUUAUAUGCCGAUGACGGAGACUUAGAUAAAUACAUCAAGGAAAAUUUCUUGAAGUUAACUUAUCACAAAAGGCUUGAAAUCCUCUUUGACAUGAUCACAGGAAUCUUGCAAAUUCAUGAGGUUGGUCUUGUGCAUCGGGAUUUACAUAGAGGAAAUAUUUUGUGUCAACGGUUCAUAAAAUUGGAUGAAGGAAGGGAUGAAUAUAGAUUCGUGAUCGGAGAUUUGGGAUUAACUCGCAAACCUUCAUCAGAUUCUAAAGCUUUUUACGGGGUGAUUCCUUAUUGUGCACCUGAAAUACUUAAUGCUGCGAAGUAUAGUUUUGCUUCGGACAUUUAUAGUUUCGGAAUAAUUAUGUGGGAAUUGGUGACUGGUGCAAGAGCUUUUUCUAACUGUGGGCACGAUGAUUCAUUAAAAGAUAGAAUUAUUUCUGGCGAAAGACCUCAAUUAACAACAAACAUUCCAGAGUCUUACAGGAAAUUAAUGGAACGAUGCUGGACGCCCAAUCCAAAUGAUAGACCAAAGGCUCAAGAAAUUUAUGAAACUAUUGGAGUAUGGUUACAGAAGUUGAUAUCUACUCCGAAUGACAAAAUCUCCAAGGAGUUUCAGGAAGCUGAUGAGAAAUGGUUAUCGAGGUUGCGAAACGAAGCGGACGAAAGGUACCAUAGUAAGAAGAUUUAUUGCACGGAGAAUUGUUAG